AUAUCACGUGAGCACUUAGGCUCAUUGCUUGCUUCUUUAUUUACCACUACAGCGCUUUUCCGGCUUACAAACAGCUCGUGAUACACGGCUCGUGCAGUUGAAGGACUUAAUGUGAAGGUCUUCAGUUUGUAGGAACUUCAAGUCGACUGACACCAAAGAUGCGUGCGAGUGUGUGUGCGUUGGUGUGUAUGCUGAGUGUGUGCAGCGCUCUCAUCUGCCCCGACGGAGGGAUGUGUGACGAAGGAAACACCUGCUGCUGGACGCCGUCGGGCGGAUAUGGAUGCUGCCCGCUGCCUAACGCCGAGUGCUGCUCAGAUCACCUGCACUGCUGUCAGGAGGGAACGCUGUGUGACAUGGAGCACGGCACGUGUGUGAACAAGACACACACUCUGGAGUGGGUGAUGAGAGUCGCCACCAAGCAGACCUCCUUACCUCAGGCAGUGGUGUGUCCUGACCAGCAGUCUGAAUGUCCUGAUGGCACGACCUGCUGCCAGUUGCCCGACGGGACUUGGGGCUGCUGCCCGAUGCCUAAUGCGGUGUGUUGUGAAGAUAAACUACACUGCUGUCCCGAGGACACGACCUGUGACCUCACUCACUCGAAAUGCGUAUUGGCCAUGCUAGGCUCCACCCCUCUCCUGAGAAAAUUUCCCGCCCUCCUCAAAGGAGGACAAAGAGUGACUUGUCAAGAUAAAGUGUCCACGUGCCCAGAUGACUCAACCUGCUGCAAACUAGCAAACGGGAGCUACGGCUGUUGCCCGAUGCCAAACGCUGUGUGCUGUAAUGAUUACGUGCACUGCUGUCCCGAGGGCACGACCUGUGACCUUGCACACGGCAGCUGCGACUUGGCCAACGAGCCAGUGUGUGACCCGUCCGAGGGCACCUGCGCUGACCCUGUUGACCUUCCGCACUCCGUUCCCUUGGUGAAGAAAGUUCCCGCCUUCCAACGUCCUUCACAACCCCCCAAUCAAAAAUGCGACCCAUCAUUUUCAUGCCCACAAGAUGAUACGUGCUGCAGGAUGGCGUCCGGUUCAUGGGGAUGCUGCCCUCUACCACAAGCUGUGUGUUGUGAGGAUCAUCUGCACUGCUGCCCCCAUGACACGCUGUGUAACAUGGCGGCGGGGACGUGUGACGGCGUCCAAUCGACCGUGCCCUGGGUGAGCAAGACUCCCGCCGUGGCCCUGGUGUCCGAGAACGAGCGCUGUGACGAGACCUCGGCGUGUCCAGCGGGUACAACCUGCUGUAAAGAUAAAUCAGGAACCUGGGCCUGCUGCCUGCUGCCACGGGCCGUUUGCUGUGAAGAUCAGGAGCACUGCUGUCCUCAGGGCUACAAGUGUGACGUCGCUCACGAGUCCUGUGAACACACUUCCCUACCCAGCAUGCCAUGGGUCAGAAAGCAGUCUGCGCUGAGUGUGGAGUCGGCCUCGCAGUACGGACACAAGUGUGAUGACCAGACCAGCUGCCCCAGGAGCAGCACCUGCUGCUAUAUGGCAAAAUUCGGCAAGUGGGGUUGCUGCCCUUUGCCACAGGCCGUGUGCUGCGGGGACGGAGAUCACUGCUGUCCCAGCGGCUACACCUGCGAUAAGGAGAAACCCGUCUGUGUGAAGGGAGAACUGCAGACCCCGUGGUUCAGGAAGCAGCCGGCCGUGAUCAGAGGGUCAGAGGUCACGUACGGCCUCGGGGACGUGAAGUGCGACGACACCACCAGCUGUGCCGCGGGUACCACGUGCUGCAGGUUAAAGACAGGGAAGUGGGGCUGCUGUCCACUGGCCCAGGCGGUGUGCUGUGAGGACCACGAGCACUGCUGCCCUCAGGGCUACACCUGCGACCUGCAGAGCGGAACCUGCGUUAAACCUUCCCCAGCACACACCGCUGCACUCGCGCUCGUACACGCACUCUCCGACUACGAUGACAAUGAGGCGAGGUGUGACGCGACAAGGCGCUGCUCUAAGAGUCAGACCUGCUGUAGAAUAUCGGACGCCGAGUGGGCCUGCUGUCCGUUCCAGCAGGCGGUGUGCUGUAAGGACAUGAAGCACUGUUGCCCUAAGGGAUACACCUGCGACCCUGAAAACCGUUGCACUAAGGCGUCUCCGCUCACGUGGUGGGACAAUUCGCUGUAGAGGAACGUCGUCACGCCACGAAUGAGCUUACAAUGCCGCCCAAAUCGGGAUGAAAGACUAUACAGCGUACUGUAGUUGUGUUUAGGGUUUUUUGUUGUCGUUGUGUUCUAGUAACUACGAAUGCUGAGAGAUGUUUUCGCCAUCUCCAGCCUAUAAAAUUUUUUAAAAAACUGACAUCGAAGCAGUGACACUGACAAAUUUCCUGUUUUCUCAACACUGAAUCGCUCCAAGUUUUGUUUUGCAGAGUUUAUAUUUAGUUUAUUCGUAUGCGGAUUGUGCCGUCUGGUUUCCAUGCACGGAAAACCUUUUCUUGUAAGGAAAGGUUACUUUGUAAGGAAAAAUUUAUCUUCUUUUUUUUUUUUCUUUAUAAUUUCUCCUCAGAUAUGAAACGCCUCACGUAGAAAGACCCUGCGUGCUUUUUUUUUAAAAAAUUAUUUUAUUUUUUAUUUUUUUAAACGAAAACAUUCUGAAGUUAAGUCACCGAGACGGAACCGAAUGUAUAUCUAACCGCCGCACGAUCCGACAAAUCGUCGCAGCUUUCAGUUCCCCGAGCACAAAACUCCCGAGUAAGAGAUAAGUUAGCGUUAAAAAAUACAAACGUGACCACCGUUCACUUUUUUAAUAGUGGAAAAUACCCCAGACCCGAGGACUGAAAUCGCAUCAGGCGGCGUACUUUCGUGCUUGGACCCCUAGAGUCAUCCAGCGUAAUCUUAGUAGCCUGUUUUUAUUCGGACGAGUCGUCCGCUGUUGCCUUUUCGAGCUGUACUGAUGAAAGAAAAUGUCUUUUGAUUUAGGAAACGUUUACAAUCUGGACUGUUUGUUCAUCUUUUGCUGUAUUUUUCAAUUUUUUUUUUUGUUGAUGUUUUUAAAUUUGUGGUUAUUUGGUUAGUCUAUUCGCUGGCUCGAUUGCCUCUGAUUGCGUGAUGGAACGUUUGCUUCAUUUUAAGAUUUUUAAGGGCAGGAUCACAGCUCAAACAUACUUAGUUUAAAAAGAAAAGGUAGAAUUUGUUGUUUUCCCACUUAAAUAGCUGACUUUUUUUAAAAAAAAAUUACGGAAUUUUUAUCUAACUUGGUGAUUAGGGCAGGUUAUCUAUAUGGUUUAAAUCAAGCUUUUGAUGUAUUUUUUUUUUUCUUUCCUUUUUUGUAUUUUAAUUGUUCUUUUUUUUUUUUUUUUUUCCUGAAGAAUGUGGAAAUAAUAAACAGUUUGAAAUGGAUUUUUCUUUACGACUGUUUUUGGUAAACAGAAUCCCCGGGCGAUUUGUGCUGCGGCGCGUGUCUCCUGCUGAUUGGUCUGUGAGAUGAGUUAUGAAACACGGCGGUAUGCGAGUCAUCUCGCUGAGGAUGGAUGGAUGGAUGGAUGGAAUAUCUGGGGGCGGCUUUGACGAGACCCUGGGGAGGACGAGAUAAUGUCGAUUAAGUCUACAAAGCAGAGAAAACCAGCAUGAUGAUGUAAAACAGUGAUACGAAGUGAAUAAUAGAGUUGUAUUAGUGUUUUGAACUUGUUUAUGAAUAUAGUUAAGCAUGUAGUUCAUCUGACGCGCACUUUCCUGGUGUCUGUGAGCCAGUGGGAUUAAGUUCCACUAGGACAGCGUGGGUGUAUACUUUUGCGUGCGCGUGUGUAUAUGUGUGUGUGUGUGUGUGUGUGUGUGUGUGUGUGUGUGUGUAUUUCUUGCUCUUGCCGGCGAACACACUUUCAGAGUGAAUGAACUGCGAGAAGAGUGUGUUCAUGUAGCUAUAACUCGAGGAGAAGAAUCCAAACUGAACAAAUGGGCUCUUUCCACCGGUACGUCCAUAAUAUGAUUACACGUAAAUGUCAUUUUAUACGUCUAGUGUUAAUAUUAUCGAUUUAAUAUGCACCUUUUUAUUAAAUAUGUAAUUAUCCUCAAGUGUGUAAUACCUCGUAACAGGUAAGGAGUUGGGGGUACUUCUUAAUUUUCAAAGAAUUACAUGAUGAUUUUGUACUAACAUAGACAUUAAUGAUGCAUCAAAACCUUGUUUGGCAUUCUAUUUAAAAAAAAGAAGAAGAAGAAGAAAACAGUGAUCAAUUCUGUCUCAUGAGCUCAUAUCAAACCUGUUUAUAUUGAUGAGAGCGUACAAGCUUGAAGUCCUUGAAGUGCCGUUAAUAUGGAGAGACUGCUGGGAGAAGAAGGGGGUUGAACUUCAAAGGAUGAUGAGAAGGAGAUCAGGAGUGUAAGACAGCUGGUAGGAGUGCGUGAGAGGUGCGAUAUGAUGGUAUGAUCGCAGAGGAAAAGUGUAGCUGUCCACUGGAAACCGAGAGAGUGACUGAAGCAGCUGAGGCACAAGCUGCUGCUUGCACCAAAAUGUCUCUGCUAUUAAUACACCCCGGCUCUGAUCCCACUAUCUGCUUGUUCUCUCUCUCACUCACACACACAUGCGCUCUCACAUUUGCAAGUUCUACCUCUUUCAUUCGCAUAAAAUGCAUACUCGUAUUAACUUACAUUCACAUGAAACGCUUUCACACGCUGUUCUCGUGUUUAUUCGUUUUACUCCACGUUCGCGUAAAAUGCUCUCCCGUUCAGUAGUUUUAUGCUUAACGUGCUUUUGCGUUCGCUAUGUGUUGGUGCUCACGUUUACAUGAAAUUAUUCUCGCGUUCCUUCGUCCUGCCUUUCAAACCUGCAUAAAAAGCUCUCGCGUUUGCUAGUUUGAACCGUCGUCGGCAUAAAACACCACGCUCACGAUGGCUAAUUUGACCGAUUGUGUUUGCGUUAAAUGCUUUUGCGUUUGUUAUCCGUAGCCCACGUUUGCGUAAAAAAGACUCUCGCGUUCGCUACUUUUGCCGCGAAUCCGCAUACAAACCUACAACGCUCUUGCAAGUUUUACCUCAUGUUUGCAUAAAACGCUCUCCCGUUUGCUAAUCUUAACCCACACUUG
Molecule: messenger RNA, 5010 nt
Organism: Ictalurus furcatus (blue catfish)
Lineage: Eukaryota; Metazoa; Chordata; Actinopteri; Siluriformes; Ictaluridae
Gene: grnb
Product: granulin b
Exons: 13
Coding region: 159-2117 (652 amino acids)
Cellular component (GO): extracellular region
Source: RefSeq, a predicted model, not a curated record